Verruconis gallopava is the source of this 2383-nucleotide messenger RNA. RefSeq lists its product as uncharacterized. The transcript has 3 exons. The record is from RefSeq and is a predicted model, not a curated record. NCBI's taxonomy places the organism in Eukaryota, Fungi, Ascomycota, Dothideomycetes, Venturiales, Sympoventuriaceae. The coding region runs from base 25 to 2292 and encodes 755 amino acids.
GUACAUUCACCAUAUCCACUAGUGAUGGCUCCCUAUCAGCAACGAACUCGCCGCCGCAUCGGUGAGAAACCAGGCAACGUACCGCACAAAGUCAGCAAUUGGGGACCCGCAAAGCGUGUUAUUCCAAAUCUCUACACCGAGUCUGACAACGAAGGUACUAAAGCUUGGCGUGAGGGCAAACCCGCCGACUCUCGUUAUGACCUUCCAAAUGGCUUCGAUCCUGCCAGCAGCGUCGGCGUGCUCGAGAUGUUUCGCUAUAUUGAGGAUGCUACCAAUACGCGCCUUCAGUUGCAGAAGUGCAAGAACUUCGCCGUAUCAAAAGUUUACAAUGUGAAAAUAUGGGGCGGAACACCAGAGAAUGUUAGACAAGCAUUGAGCCAACUAAGGAACUACUUUGCCCAGAAAAGCGGCCAAGACAAAAAACCAGCAAAGUUCUCAAAGAUCGAAUCAGACAGAGGAUGGGAACGUCACCUUGCUCUUCACAAAAAAAUGCAGCGAGAUGAGAAGCGCGACAAGUUUCGAAAAAAACUCACAGAGAAUGAAAUUGCAGAGAAGCGAUUUCAGUACUCUCUUGUUGUCCCUUGGAGAGAGGAACAUUGGCGAAUCGAGGAUGUAUUAGGACAGCAGCUCGAAGCCAUCGAUGAGGUUCGCAUGGACGGAUUGUGUUACAUCACUUUCUCGCGUAUUCUGAACGAGGCAAACUUUGUUCUCUUGGGCAAUCACAGAGAAAAGAUGUUAAGAGCAGCUGAGCGUCUUCAAACAAUUCCAUACUGCGUGGCUUCUCACGCCCUCUCGCCGUCACAACUCUUCCUCUUCAAACCGGUAAAAGUGCCAUUCGACUACAGUGCUUUCGUUAUCAAGCAAGUUGACUACUUCAAGCCAAAGUACCUCCUCAUUCGACAAGAGGGUUCAUCUUCAAAGGAAGAAGAAAAGCAGGGAAAGUUCCUUUUGCUACAGCCUACUGGCGUUAGCCACGAAGAAUUUCUAACCGACGAAGUCUCCGCGGUCUCAUCUCUUGAAGACCUCGAGGUACUUGGUCCGAUUUGGCUAGGUAUCCAACGUACAGCUGAAAUCAACGCGCAAUACCUGCAUCGCUGGACUACAGCGGCUUUAAAGCACCUGACGAUAUACAGAGGGUACUUGCAAAUGCAGGUCACAGUAGGCAAAUGUGUUUUUCGACGUCAUCGACACGAUUCUGAGCUGAAGCCGUCAGUAGUUGAGGAUAUGCUUCUAGACGCAAACAAUCAAGACCGGAAUUUGGAUGCAUUCAUAGCUGCUAGUGCAGACACAGUUAACGGCAGUAAACUGCUUGAGCGAUUUAUAAGCAGUGGGUCUUUACUUACCUUCUACGACUGUCCACUCCUACCAAAUUGGACACCUGAAAAGCGUCUUUCAACCUGCUACCCACGAUUAAGGGCGGCCUUUGUCUUCGGGAAAAGUCCCUCUGAAAAUAUUCGCCUCGAGGUUGAGUACAAGACAAGCUGCGAGGGCGGUUAUGAAGAAGUAUCGCGACGUUGGUUGCUCUUAGAGGAUGGCGGCACAGUACCUCCAUACUUCUUAGACGUCAACAUGCUUGACCUUCAGAACCCUAAUUUAUCAAAUAACUUAAGGAUCUCCCGGUGCGAGAUUUUGAAAGAGCUACAGAGUCAAAAAAUCAAAGAUAUCCAUCGCCAGUUCGCGAACAACAUUAAACCGAACCCAAAGAUAAAAGAUUUUAACUACGCGGAAAAUACGAGUCUUUUCCAAUUUCAGGAAGAUGCCAACACGUGUGCUCUAUUGGAUUUGAAGUUCUACGAGCAAUCUCGCUCCUGGCUAUUUUCUAUAGGUAUGACAGGGUAUUUCGCCGAACUUUACGCCUCUGGGACGAUGGAGAUGAAAAAAAGCAGAAAGAUGCUACGCAAUCAAUUGCGCGAAGCAUGGCCACGUAAGGAAUGCUGGGCGAUUCGGGUGAUUCAUGAGCGAUGGGGCAGUUUAUUUAAGGAGAACGAAGAUCUCGGAAUUGGGAAGAAAACAAACUGGCAGCCAACAGAGGCCCAGUUCUUUCCCUCUGAGAAUUACAUCGAUACUGAGGGUAUGGAAGGGACAGAGGCUGAAGCUGGUGCAGGCUUUCUAAAACUGCAGAAUAUUGUGAAGAUUGUGGAAGACAUCAUCGAAGCUGAUGAGCUACGGGAGCGUAAGGUCGAAAGCUGCAACUUGGAGUCGACCUUUAUUCCCAGCUUGAAUCCUGACCAAGGGAAGCAAAAUUCAACAUAUGAUGCAGCAAAAACCGAUCAGAUUUGUCUGCUGGACUGAUAGAUGUCUCUCAAACUACAUAGGAUGGUCAAGAUCGCGAGACAAAAAAUCUAAAAACGACAAACUUAAUACCUAGCCUUUCAGGGCAAAG